Kogia breviceps (pygmy sperm whale) is the source of this 1737-nucleotide messenger RNA. RefSeq names its product lactate dehydrogenase D (gene LDHD). Gene Ontology annotation, molecular function: D-lactate dehydrogenase (NAD+) activity; D-lactate dehydrogenase (cytochrome) activity; FAD binding. The record is from RefSeq and is a predicted model, not a curated record. Gene Ontology annotation, cellular component: mitochondrion. Gene Ontology annotation, biological process: lactate catabolic process. NCBI's taxonomy places the organism in Eukaryota, Metazoa, Chordata, Mammalia, Artiodactyla, Physeteridae.
GGGGUAGUCACCGGCUGUGGCCCAGCUAUGGCCAGCCUGCUCCGGGCUGCAACUUGGGGGAUGUUCCCCUGGAGGGGCUACUGCUCCAGGGGGAUGCAGGGCGAACUCAGCGAGGGCUUUUUGGAGGCUCUGAAGGCAGUUGUGGGGAGCCCCCAUGUGUCUAUUGCUGCUGCGGUCCGAGAGCAGCACGGGCACGAUGAGUCAAUGCACAGGUGCCAACCUCCAGAUGCUGUGGUGUGGCCCCAGAAUGUGGAGCAGGUCAGCAGGCUGGCAGCCCUGUGCUAUGGCCAAGGUGUUCCCAUCAUCCCAUUCGGCUCAGGCACCGGGCUUGAGGGCGGAGUCUGUGCCACGCAGGGCGGCGUCUGUGUCAACCUGACCCACAUGGACCGAAUCCUGGAGCUGAAUCCGGAAGACUUCUCUGUGGUGGUGGAGCCCGGCGUCACCCGCAAAGCCCUCAACACCCACCUGCGCGACAGCGGCCUCUGGUUCCCUGUGGACCCAGGUGCAGACGCCUCUCUCUGCGGCAUGGUGGCUACCAGCGCCUCGGGCACCAACGCUGUGCGUUACGGCACCAUGCGCGACAACGUGCUGAACCUGGAGGUGGUGCUGCCGGGAGGGCGGUUGCUUCACACCGCGGGCCCCGGCCGUCACUUCCGGAAGAGCGCAGCUGGCUACAACCUCACCGGGCUGUUUGUGGGCUCCGAGGGGACGCUGGGCCUCAUCACAGCCGCCACACUGCGCCUGCACCCUGCCCCUGAGGCCACGGUGGCCGCCACCUGUGCUUUCCCCAGCGUCCAGGCGGCCGUGGACAGCACUGUACACAUCCUCCAGGCUGCAGUGCCCGUGGCCCGCAUUGAGUUCCUGGAUGACGUCAUGAUGGACGCCUGCAACAGGCAUAGCAAGCUGAACUGCUGCGUGGCGCCCACGCUCUUCCUCGAGUUCCACGGCUCCGAGCAGGCGCUGGCAGAGCAGGUGCAGCGCACAGAGGAGAUCAUCCGGCACAACGGAGGCUCUCACUUCUCCUGGGCCAAGGAGGCGGAGGAGCGCAGCCGGCUCUGGGCAGCGCGGCACAACGCCUGGUACGCUGCCCUGGCGCUGCGGCCGGGCUGCAAGGGCUAUUCCACCGACGUGUGUGUGCCCAUCUCCCGGCUGCCGGAGAUCCUGGUGCAGACCAAGGAGGACCUGGAGGCCUCGGGACUCACAGGAACCAUCGUUGGGCACGUGGGUGACGGCAAUUUCCACUGCAUCCUGGUGGUAGACCCGGAGGACCACGAGGAGCUCCUCAGGGUCAAGGCCUUUGCAGAACAGCUGGUCAGGCGAGCACUGGCACUCCAUGGCACGUGCACAGGGGAACAUGGCAUCGGUCUGGGCAAGCGGCAGCUGCUGCAGGAGGAGGUGGGCACGGUGGGCAUUGAGACCAUGCGGCAGCUCAAGGCCAUGCUGGACCCCCGAGGCCUCAUGAACCCAGGCAAGGUGCUGUGAGGGGCUCGGAGCAGCUGGCCCACAAGCCCCCAGAGAGUGGCAACUCCCAUCCCGGAACCUGUUUUCCCACAGAACAGUGCUGCCUUUGCCUAGACCCUGCAGGGGUCUUUGCCAGCCCGCUAGCCCUUUUAUCCAAGCCGAGGCCAGAGAGAAGAGGGAGGAGCCUAGUCGGCCGUCUUCUCCCUGGCCCUCUUGCUGGCCUCAGGAGCCUUUGGUCCAGUAAAUGGCUCAGGGUCAUUCCCGGUGAAGCUGCUU